Messenger RNA from Macroventuria anomochaeta, 1587 nucleotides. RefSeq names its product dopa decarboxylase-like protein. The record is from RefSeq and is a predicted model, not a curated record. Gene Ontology annotation, biological process: amino acid metabolic process. The transcript has 2 exons. Bases 1 to 1587 code for a protein of 528 amino acids. Gene Ontology annotation, molecular function: pyridoxal phosphate binding; carboxy-lyase activity. Lineage: Eukaryota; Fungi; Ascomycota; Dothideomycetes; Pleosporales; Didymellaceae.
AUGGACUCGAAACAAUUUCGCGAUGCGGCCAAGGGAGCCAUUGACGAGAUCGCAGCAUACUACGAUAAUAUAGAGGAGAGACCCGUUUUGCCAUCCGUCACUCCCGGAUAUCUGCGCCCUCUCAUCCCUGACUCAGCACCAGAAGAAGGAGAGUCAUGGGAAACCAUCCAAUCCGACAUCGACCGUGUCAUUAUGCCGGGUCUGACACAUUGGCAAUCGCCAAAGUUCAUGGCUUUUUUCCCAUGCAAUUCCUCCUUCCCGGCCAUGCUUGGCGACAUGUACUCUGGAGCUUUCAACGCAGCGGCCUUCAACUGGAUCUGCUCGCCUGCAAUCACAGAGCUAGAGACUGUGGUGAUGGACUGGGUCGCUAAGUUGAUUGCUCUGCCUGACGCUUUCUUGAGCCAGGGCGAGGGCGGUGGUAUCAUCCAAGGAACAGCCAGCGAAGUAAUCGUCACCGCCGUAGUCGCAGCUCGCGAACGUGUCAUUCGCAGACGCCUCAAGGACAUGCCCGAAGGCGAGGAGAAGAUGGAUGCCGCAGCCGACCUCCGUGGCAAACUUGUAGCGAUGGGCUCCGAGCACGCCCACUCUUCCACCCAGAAAGCCGCCAUCAUCGCCGGCACACGCUUCCGUACAGUAUCCGCUCCCGCAGAAAACAACUACAGCGUCUCAGCAGCAUCGCUAAGGAAGACCAUUGAAGAAUCAGAAGCGAAGGGCCUCAUCCCGUUCUACUUCACCGCUACCAUUGGCAGCACAGCAACCUGCGCCGUCGACGACCUCGCUGGUAUCGCCGAGCUCGCUAAAGAAUACCCGGAUAUCUGGAUCCACGUCGACGCCGCCUACGCCGGCUCCGCACUCGUUUGCCCGGAGUACCAGCACCUCUGCCCACCGAUCGCAGCAUUCGACUCCUUCAACUUCAACCUGCACAAGUGGCUGCUCGUCAACUUCGACUGCAGCGCCUUCUUCAUCAAGCGCCGCAAAGACCUCAUCGACACAUACUCCAUCACACCGUCCUACCUGCGUAACGAAUUCACAGAGGCCGGACUUGUCACAGACUACCGCGAUUGGCAGAUCCCACUCGGUCGCCGCUUCCGCUCGCUCAAAGUGUGGUUUGUCUUGCGCUCGUAUGGCGUGAAAGGGUUGCAGGCUUUCAUCCGCAAUCACGUUCAGCUUGGCGUGUCCUUCGGACAGCAGAUCAAGAGCCGGCCUGAUCUGUUCAAGAUCACAACGGAAGCUAGCUUCGGCCUGGUCACGUUCCAGGUCACGCCCAACCCGCCGACGCCCAGUGGUGGGAAGGCGGAUAAGCCGAAUCCAAGGCAUGAGGCGUACACGAGUGACUUUACGCCGAGUGGGGAGGCGCAGUACAGAGAUGAUUGCAAUCAGGUGACGAAGAGGGUGUAUGAGAAGAUCAAUAGCCAAGGAGAAUUUUACAUCAGUAGUUCGGUGGUUUGUGGGACGUAUAUUAUUCGCAUUGUCAGUGCGAAUACGGCGGCGGAGGAGAAGUAUCUCAAGAUGGUGUUUGAUAGGCUUGUGGAAGCUGUUGAGGAGGAGAGGGGUGGGAAGCAGGCUGAGGACGCCAAGUCCGCUUAG